Messenger RNA from Mesorhabditis belari, 2745 nucleotides. The record is from the annotation of a GenBank genome assembly. Lineage: Eukaryota; Metazoa; Nematoda; Chromadorea; Rhabditida; Rhabditidae.
AUGGGUCUUUUAACCGUCAUACGAAAAAUGCGCGCAAAAGAGCGCGAGAUCCGCAUUUUAAUACUUGGGCUCGAUAAUGCCGGCAAGACGACUGUUACCAAGAAGUUUCUGGGCGAAGAUACGAGUAAAGUGGAACCUACAUUUGGUUUUAACAUCGAGACAGUUGAAUUUCAAAACUUCAACCUAAAUCUUUGGGAUGUUGGUGGUCAAAGAAGUCUGCGCUCCUACUGGAAAAACUAUUUUGAGCAAACCGAAGCUCUAGUUUGGGUUGUGGAUUCAACGGAUCGAGAACGAUUACAAAUGUGUGCAGAGGAGUUAGGCAAAUUACUGCAAGAAGAAAGACUGCUUGGUGCCACACUUUUGGUGUUUGCUAACAAACAGGAUAUUCGCUCAGCGGUCAAAUGCGAAGAUAUAGCAAAAAUUUUGAACUUGGACGCUAUCAAGUCGCACCAUUGGAAAAUUUACCCGUGCUCGGCAAUAACUGGAGAAAAUUUACUAGAAGCGAUGACAUGGCUCUGCGAAGAUGAAAUGCCGCCCGUAACUGCGCCACCACCGCCUGUUGUCUCCCGGAGAGAGGAAGACUCGAUGAACACAGAAGCGAGUAUGAGUGGAAAGGCAAUCAUUGGCCUCAUCUAUCCACCUCCUGAUAUAAGAACUAUUGUUGAUAAAACCGCGAACUUCGUGGCUAGAAAUGGUGUCGACUUUGAGAACAAAAUUCGUGAAAAAGAAGCCGCCAAUCUAAAAUUCACGUUCUUGUCUCCUACUGAUCCAUACAACGCUUACUACAAACAUAAGGUGAAAGAACUGCAAGAAGGAAAAACUGAAGCACCAAGGGUACAAGUCCCUGAUGCAGUGAAAGAACACGUAAAGAAAGUGGCAGAAACAAUCACUCGUCCUCCUACUAAAUACGAAUUUUCCGAUGAGCCAACUACGAUCAACGCAUUUGAUUUGGACUUGAUCAAACUCACGGCACUUUUCGUUGCUCGAAAUGGACGCCAAUUUAUGACAAAUUUGAUGAAUCGCGAGAUGCGAAAUUAUCAAUUUGACUUCUUGAAGCCACAACACAGCAACUUUCAAUAUUUUUCUCAGCUUGUUGAACAAUAUACAAAGGUUCUAAUCCCAUCGAAAACGAUUGUGGACGAGCUGCGUUCUGAGAGAGAAAAUAAGAAAAAGCUGCUUGACGAAGUUGAACGUCGUGUGAGAUGGGAGAAAUAUCAGAAAAGCUUGAAAGAUAAAGCGGAUGCUGAGGCUGAAAAGGAGCGAGUUGCUUAUGCACAAAUCGAUUGGCAUGAUUUUGUUCUUGUACAAACGGUCGACUUUUCUGCACAAGAUCUUGGAAAUCUGCCCGGGCUUUGCACGUCUGCGGAUGUUGGAGCCCGAGUUUUACUCGAGGCAAGAAAAGAACAAGAAAAGGCUAAUCAAGACGCUGCUAUGGACAUGGAGGAAAGUGAUAGUGAAGAUGAACAAGAAAUUGCACACGAGAUUGCACCAACACUUUCUUCGGCACCAGCCAUUAAUUUGCCACGCUCAACCGGACUUGGGGAUGAUCUACCUGCGGAUAUGCUUAAUCAGCCAAUACCAAACGCUCCAACCAAACAAGGAAAUAUUCUCAUUCGAGAAGAUUAUGACCCGAAGAGAGAUAUUACUCGACGCCCCACGGUCGAAGAAUGGAUAAUCUCUCCGCUCACUGGAGAAAAGAUGCCCAAAAAUAAGAUUACCGAGCACGUCAGAUAUAACACAGUUGACUCUCAAUACAAGGAAGAACGCGACGCACGUAUUGCUCAGACCUCUGCCGAAGAAGGCGUGUUUGCUCCUGGAAUGGAUAUCUCGAAAAAUCUUAACAAAUUUGCUGACCGUCGUACUGAUAUUUUCGGAGUUGGAGAAGAAGGUGCUAAACAAACAAUCAUCGGAAAGAAACUUGGGGAAGCUGAUGCUCCUAACAAACCAACAAAGGAUGGAAUUUGGGAUGGUACUGCAGAAACAAUGGAAAGUGCAACGCGUGAAGCACAAAAGAAGGUGACUCUCGAGCAACAGCUUAAAGAUCUUCAUCGUCAACACGGUUAUGUACCCGAUCCAGAAAAGGAACGCAUUGGAGCUCAACCGGCAUCUGCUGCUUCAGAAAUUCCACCGCCACCUCAAGCACAUGCACCGAUUGUUCGUCCACCAAUGCCACCACCUGCUUCAAUUCCGGCUCCUCCAUCUGCAAUUCCGAUUCCAGCUCGAUCUCUUCCACCGGCUCCUCAUUUGAUGCCUGGCCUCCCUCCAAUUCUAAUGCGCGGACCUAUGGUUCCAACGAUUGCUGUCCCAGGGAUGCCAAUCGUACCCAUGGCAGUUCCAAUCAUUUCGGCUCCAGCCCCAAUGCCAAUGCUUGCAAGUAUUCCUCCAAGACCACAAAUGGAUUUUGCCGCUCAACCACCAGCUAAAAAACAAAAGACUGAAGACGACUUGGAGCCAGAGCAUGCUUGGCUCGCAAAGGUCCCUCCAACAAUCGAAGUGCGUAUUCUUCUCCCACAAGAUCCUCAAUGGCAACUAGAUGGGAGCGUGGUCUCAUUCAACGUCGAGUCAGCAGCCAUGGUCUCAACUCUCAAACAGAAAGUUUUUGAUCGAUACCAAAUGCCUGUUAACAAACAGAAGCUCAAUUUCGAAAGCUUUGUGUUGAAAGAUACGAACUCUUUUGCUUACUACAAUAUCAGUCAACAUGCUUUCCUUUCUCUUGGAACUAAGGAACGUGGAGGAAAGAAAAAG